Fusarium coffeatum is the source of this 249-nucleotide messenger RNA. RefSeq lists its product as uncharacterized. The transcript has a single exon. Lineage: Eukaryota; Fungi; Ascomycota; Sordariomycetes; Hypocreales; Nectriaceae. The record is from RefSeq and is a predicted model, not a curated record. Bases 1 to 249 code for a protein of 82 amino acids.
AUGCCUAGCAACAAAGCUCCCUCUGGCUCCCGUCGCCAGGAACGCGAAGACUCUUUCGUCCACGUCAACACCCCUUCAGGUUCCCGUCGCGAGGACUCCUUCGUCGUCAUCCACUCCAGCGACAACGUUCCGUCAGACAAUCAUCGCCAGAACCAGGGCAUUGCCCAGCUCGGCAACUCUUUCAACCAACUCAACAUCGACCAGACUUACAACACUCCUCUCUACAUGACCGCCGCCGGCAACCGGUAG